UAAAUGUCUGUUUCCUGUUCAUGAACCAGAGAGAGAGAGAGAGAGAAAGAGCAAAAGAGAGAAACAGAUUCUCUCACACAAACCUUCCAAAGAAUAUUCACUAUUUCCUUUUUCUUCUGGUGAUCACCUGCUGUCUCCAAAUCACAUGCACAUAUUUUCUUUUUUUUUUUUCUAAAUAAAAUUUAUUUCUGAUCUUGUUUCCCCGGAAAAUUUUCCGCGUCGUACCUGUUUUUGUCCAAGGAUCCGCAUAUCUCGCAGGAGCCAAUCACACUUGCAUCCAAAUUUCUUUGUCGUCGAUCUUCAUCGUUUUCUUCUUCUUUUUUCCUUUUUGUUUUUAUGUUUUUCUUGCUAAGCAACCACUUGAAUAUUUUCUUUUAUAACUGAAAAGAUCAAGAAAGAGAAAAACUUGUGAUCUAGUGUUAUAGAUAAUAGCUUGUCCAGUUUUGGGUUGUUGAGAGUUUGAAAUUUGGAGAUUUUCUUCACCACUUUUGAGCUAAUCCAAGUGAGCAAACAGACGAGACUUCUUGGUGUUUGAGAAAGAGUCGAGGAAAAAGUGAAAAAGGAGUGCGUGGUGGUGGGUGCUAAAUUCAGGAUCUGAUGGCUGAGUUUGGGGGGAAAUGGCGGGGUUUGAGAUCGACAUUAACGCUAUCCUUAAACUUUCUGUUAGCUUUCGUGCUUGUUUCAGCCGAGAGAGGCUGGAAGCGUGAAUUUACAUCAGUCCCUCAAACAGAGGAGGAUCUGUCAAGUUAUUUUCUCAAAGCCGCAGAUUUCUUAUGGCAACCUGAUGCAUCAGGGUAUCAACAUGUUUGGCCGGAAAUGAAAUUUGGUUGGCAAAUUGUUUUGGGUACUAUUGUUGGAUUCUUUGGGGCAGCAUUUGGGAGUGUAGGGGGCGUUGGUGGGGGUGGCAUUUUUGUUCCCAUGCUAAGCCUAAUUAUUGGGUUUGAUCCCAAAUCCGCAACUGCAAUCUCUAAAUGUAUGAUUAUGGGUGCAGCAGCAUCAACUGUUUACUAUAACCUUAAGCUAAGGCAUCCUACAAUUGAUAUGCCCAUCAUUGACUAUGAUUUGACUCUACUCAUCCAGCCAAUGCUCAUGCUAGGAAUUAGUAUAGGUGUUGCUUUCAACGUGGUAUUUUCAGAUUGGAUGGUCACAGUACUGCUUAUUACUCUCUUUAUAGGCACAUCAACAAAGGCAUUCUUCAAGGGUGUUGAGACGUGGAAAAAGGAAACAAUAAUGAAACAGGAGGCUGCUAAGCGUUUAGAAUCAAAUGGUAUAGGAGAUGGGGAAGUGGAAUACAAGCCUCUUCCUAGUGGCCCUGAAAAGGACACUAACAAAGCAGAGGUUACUAUUCUUGAGAAUGUGUGCUGGAAGGAACUUGGGCUUCUUGUUUUUGUCUGGGUUGCAUUCCUUGCAUUGCAGAUUUCAAAGAAUCAUAUGACUACUUGUUCAACAGAAUACUGGAUAGUGAACUUGUUACAGAUUCCAGUCUCUGUUGCGGUGACACUAUACGAGGCAGUAAGCCUUUACAAAGGACGGAGAAUCAUAGCAUCCAAGGGAGAUGAAGGCACAAAUUUCAAAGUUCAUCAGCUUGUACUUUACAGUGCCUGUGGUGUACUGGCUGGAGUAGUUGGUGGGCUGCUUGGACUAGGUGGAGGAUUCAUUAUGGGUCCACUAUUUUUGGAGUUGGGAAUCCCUCCUCAGGUAUCAAGUGCAACAGCCACUUUUGCAAUGACUUUCUCCUCAUCCAUGUCUGUUGUAGAAUACUACCUUCUGAAACGUUUUCCAGUUCCUUAUGCUCUUUACUUUGUAGCUGUGGCUACACUUGCUGCCUUAAUAGGGCAGCACAUUGUGAGAAGGUUGAUCAUUAUGUUUGGAAGGGCAUCACUUAUCAUCUUCAUCCUAGCUUUCACCAUAUUUGUUAGUGCAAUUUCACUAGGUGGUGUUGGCAUAUCGAACAUGAUCAGGAAGAUACAGCAUAACGAAUACAUGGGAUUUGAGAACCUCUGCAAAUAUGAGGGCUAGAGGUAGCAUUUUUCAUUAAAAUUUUGUCAUGUUAUUCUGUGUUCAAGGUUCCCAGAUGCUGUAAUAUUUGUUGACGCUACUGCAAGUUCUUGGACUUGGGUUGGUGGGAGGAAAGGAUGAUCACCAACUGAUUUUAAUAUUCUUCUUAGAACUUUACUGUAUACACUUUCACUUCAUACUUAGGAUAAGGAGACAAGGCGCACUGGAUUUUUUUUUUGGUAUUUUCUUGGAAAAGUGUCUGAUUUUAUUCUCAAGAUUUGGACCUUAAAUUACCUUAAAAGUGCCAACUAAACUAGUUUGUAGUUGAUUGGACUGAA
This is a messenger RNA of Hevea brasiliensis (rubber tree), 2336 nucleotides long. RefSeq names its product sulfite exporter TauE/SafE family protein 3. Gene Ontology annotation, cellular component: membrane; Cul4A-RING E3 ubiquitin ligase complex. The record is from RefSeq and is a predicted model, not a curated record. The transcript is spliced from 12 exons. Bases 598 to 2019 code for a protein of 473 amino acids. Gene Ontology annotation, biological process: protein ubiquitination. Lineage: Eukaryota; Viridiplantae; Streptophyta; Magnoliopsida; Malpighiales; Euphorbiaceae.